Pogonomyrmex barbatus (red harvester ant) is the source of this 4801-nucleotide messenger RNA. RefSeq lists its product as uncharacterized. Gene Ontology annotation, biological process: positive regulation of transcription by RNA polymerase II; DNA damage checkpoint signaling. Lineage: Eukaryota; Metazoa; Arthropoda; Insecta; Hymenoptera; Formicidae. Gene Ontology annotation, cellular component: nucleus. Gene Ontology annotation, molecular function: histone binding. The record is from RefSeq and is a predicted model, not a curated record.
CGUUACUUGGCUUUCGUAUCGUUUCGCGAACAAGCGGCGAUAGAAAAGAGGAAGUGUGACGUAUUCGCGUGCUGUUUCACAAUCUCACGGUUCUCCCGAUGCAUCUCGCGUUCUCGCGCGCGAGUGUACUCCGUUUUAUGGCUCCUGUCUACUACUCGCGGAAAUAUAACCCGCGGAAAAUAUAGCCGGGAACAACGAGCCGACUCGAGGCGACCGGCGAAAACGUUCGCUUACAGUGAUAUAAGCAAAUGUGAUAUCUCGUACAUGCGACGCAGAUAUUCCCGAUCGAAGAUUUGCUUACGCCACGUCACGCAUGUUAAGUAUCGAGCUUUUGCCAUAAUUCAAUUAUGUCUAAUCCAAAGGAAGUAGAAACUUCUGUGCAAGGUACACAAAAAACCUAUUCUGAAAGUGCUAAUGAAAACUCCAAAGUUAACGAAACUCAAAAUACGAGCUUGAAUGAGAGUCAGGAUUUUCGACUUGUCGAUUACGAAGGAGAAGAGAGCAUGAUGGAAAGGGCCAGGGAGACACAGGAUGGAGAAGAUGAUUCUCAAAAAUCGAUUGAGCCAUUAGAUUCGCAGCAGAGUCCAGAAGCACAAUUGCAGAUAUAUGAUAAUACGAUAACUGUAAAUAAUAAAGGGGAUGAGAUUAUUAUAGAUAAAGGAUUAGAAAACGAGGCUGAAAAGACUGAAGAGGAUGUAUCUGACGAGUUACGUGAAUCAGAAAAAAAAGAGCUUUUUGAUGAAGAUCUUGACAUUAUUCAAGGUACACCUCCUCAGAAUUAUUUACUAUCUAAAAAAGUAGUAAGUAAUAUUGAUGUUCCCAGUCUGAAACGUAAAGCUGAGAUUAUCGAUGAACCGCCUACCAAAAUCUCUAAAAUUAUGCCAGCGGAAGAUAUGAUGAAUGUUGAGAAACAAUUUGAGGAGGAAGAAGAAGAAAGUCAUCAAUCUGAUGAUUCAUAUCAGGACUUAUUUAAGAAUAAGGAUAAAAACGUUACAAUAGAGGAGACUCAGGACCCAACUAAUCUAGAAUUGACUCAAAACUCUUUGAGAGAUUCCAUCGAACAUGCAGCGGAAACGAUGGUUGAUGAAAAGACACGGGAAUUUUCUUCCAAACAGAUAAAUCAAGAUAAUGUUGACAAGGAUAAAGACGAAAAUUUAAACGUUUCCGAGAAACUAUCUGAUACCAGUGUCAACGACAGUACGACAGUGGUCAAUUAUUCCAACAAAAGCGAUGACUCGUUGCUCGAAGAUAACAAUUUGGUGACCAAAACGAGAGGGGAAAUUAGUUCUACAAAUGUUGUAAUAGCCGACGAGAAAUCUGGGAUUGGAACAUCAGAUGAGAUGAAUGCAUCUGCGAAAGAUGCAGAAACGAUAUCUGCUGAAAAUAAUCAAAUCAAGCAGUCGAAUUGUGAGAAGCCUUCUGGGAAUAUUGUCGACAACAAGCAAGAGAUCUCAUCUUCUCAGGUCAAAUUGCGACCCAGUGUGGAAUUUAUAUACGAAAAUAUGAAACGGACUGCUGGCGAUGACGAGAAUAGAUCAAAACCACAAGUGGUGCAGAUCGACGACGAUGGUGAGAAGAUCGUACUGGACUCAUCGACUGAGUUGUCAUUUGAUCGUCAGCAUAUCAAAACCAAGCCGGAAGUUGUUCAGAUCGAUGACUCACACGAGGGCAAGAAAAUCGUCGUAGACUUAGAUGACAGUUCCAAGGUUCAGACUACAGAUAAAAGCAGUUACGAGAGCAGAAGUGGCACCGACUUCAGCUACAAAUCCGCAGAAAGUAUGAAGGAAUCAUCUCUAGACUCAAAAAUGACGAUGGAUAAGAGGCUGGUGAAUGGCAGUACCGAUUCCAAGAGAAGCGACACUGAUGCGACUCUUAGCUUGGAUUCGGAUACCUUCUCCGGAUGUGACGAGCAGAUUCCUAUUACAACGCUGAAAGAUAGUAAUGUUGUCACGCAUAACAUAAAGAAGUUGAGUAAUAGCAAAGGUAAUUCUUUUAUCUCCAAGAAUAUAGACAAUAUCGAGCUCAUCAGUAUAAGCGAUAACGAGACAUCCAACGUCGAGGAGAAGAUCAAGUCCGAUCUGACCCACAAUAAUCUGGCAAAGACUAUACAGGUGGAACGAGAAAUGAAGAUGUACCUGAAGUUCAAAUACGUAGUGAACAUAGAUGAGAAUACGAAGGAAAUCGCAAGCAAGGAAUUAACUACAGUUCAAUGCCACCCCGAGUCCAUGUUUAUGAUGGACAGGCAGAAAAACGAUGACAGUCAGUCAUCGUUGGCGGACAUUUCCGAUAACAAGGAAUCGUCGCCCGGUUCUGUCAACAGCAAUCCCCAGUUGUAUCCAUUGAAUCCAUCUCGGCUGUCCACCAUGUCGUCGUUUAGUUCCAGCUCGGCAUCCAGCGCUGCUUCUCUGGCUACAAGACUUGCUUUGAAAAACGUGCAUUUCUCAAUACCGUCGCUCCCGGUGAAGCAUGCAAAGAAACAGGACAUUCCGACACCAAUAGAAAAGCAGAUGUUAGACGAGACUUACGAUCGUUUGACACGCGAAUGGAAGAAUUACCGCCUGCUCACCACGACGAUUUUAAAUUAUGCAAACGUAGAACUGAAUAGCACCGUACCUACAACAAUAUCCACAACUAUCAGAACAGCUUCACCUAGCAGCACCUUCGUUAACGUGAGCAACGAACGGCUAGAUGAUCCUCACUUGGAAAAGAACAUGCGCUCGUCGACACCGUCGGAUCAGAUUACGAAAGAUUCGAAGAUUGAGUUAACCAUCACGCCAAAGAGUACAAAAAAAGGUAGGGUUCUAAAAAAACCGAGAAGCAAACUGGAGAAGUCAAACGUUACGCAGAGUAACGGCGAGAACGGCGCUGGUGAUAUUUCGAAUGAGCCGAGUUCACGCAUUUCCGUUACGGAGACGGACGCAUUGGCCAGCGUGAAGAAGAGCAAGCUAGAAAGUGUCGAGAACAACUUGUUAACCGACAUAAAUGUUCUAGCGAAUUCAUCGCCGCGAAAUAUGCUGCCUGACGAAUUGAUUGGCAAGAUAGCAUUUGCCAAAUGGUCGGACAAUAAUUACUAUCCUGGCACGGUGAUCGAUCGGCAGAAGACCAAAUACAAAGUAAACUUCUUCGACGGUAAGAGCAAAACGCUUAUACCUGAGUUUGUGAUACCGAUACCAAAGAUUCUGAGGGAGGGCCUAUCCGUAUAUGCAACCACAAAAACCAAUGGCUAUGGUUCUUGCGGAAUUAUUGUCAAUGUUCAUACGUCGGGCAACGACGACACGUACUACACGGUAGAAACUGAUGAAGGUGAACGAUUGCGUGUACAAAUACAGAACAUUUCCCUGUCUGCCGAUCAGGCACAAGUGCUCAAGGAGGAGGUGGACUCAGCGGAUAAGAACUCUUUGCCGAGCACGCCGAAAGCACUCGGUCAAGUAACUUUGGACAACAUGGUUGACGGCAAGCGACGUUCUAAGAGAAUCGGCACGCCACUCUUCUCGACACCCAAGUCCAAGACCAAUGCCACCGGGCCGGGCACUUCCGCCAGUAAAAUCAAAUCAGAACCCUCGGUAUCCGGUAUAUCUACUAAACUGAAGAAAGAAAAGGACGCGAUAUCAGAGAACGAGAGUGUAUCGAGUGACUCGAACGUCGAAUUUCAGUCGCAGGAUUGGUACAUUUUGAAGGGUGUGCAGAAAGAGAUAGUCGGCACGCCGUACGAGCAGAUUGUAAAAGGACCACAGAGUAAAGUUAAGAGCAAGCCGCGUAGUAAGAAGAAAGUGGAGGACCCGCAGAUGGUCGAGACUCUUGGUCCAAUCCCAUUAAACUCCAACAUCUUCAAGGGCAUGUCAUUUAUUCUUACUUGUGCAUCCUUAGAAGCUCUGGACAGAUAUCAAGAUCUAUCAGGACUCACUCUAUCAGGCACAGAGACAGAAACGGAUGUGGAAACCGAAAACGAGGAUGAUUGGGACGACCGUCCAUUCGUGCGAGACAGAUUGCACGCGCAGAUUUUGGCGGGGGGCGGCAAGAUUUAUGAGAAUUUCGAAAAAAUACCAAAGGAUGAAUAUGUAGAUACGAAGCUCAUCACAAACGUGCCGAACACUACAGAAAAAUAUAUAUUAUGUUUAUCAGUCGGAAUCUCUGUGUGCAAUCACAAAUGGAUUAUUAGAUGUUGUACAGAGGGAAAAAUUGUGAAUGUAGCCGAACAUGUGCUUCCAACUGGUUGGAGUUUGCAGAAAAGAGGCUACGUAGAAAAAUUCGAAAUGAGCAGAAGUAAACCAUUAGAAGAGAUUGUCGUGAUAAUUCCUAGUCUAUCAUAUGAUAGACAAUUUGCUACAUUCUGGCAGCAGGUUUGUGAGAACGCGGGUGCGGCAGUUUUGAUCGCGGAAGACUCAGAGGCCAUGGAAACGAUGGACUUCGCCAGUAAUAUAAUGGUCGUGUCCAAUUGCAGAUGCCCGUCAUGGGCAGUGAAUAGAGCCGCUCGUCAACAAAUUCCAUUACUUUCUACUACGUGGGUGAUUCAAUGCAUAAUCGAGGGCAGAUUGUGUCCGCCAGACCAGCAUCCACGUUAUAAAUAUAAUUACAUAAUAAGAUAAGAACUUUCGUUAAUUAGAAAGCCAAUGUUUUAUAUAAUCGUGAGUAUCGUCUAUAAUCAAUGUGACUUUUAGAAGACUUCUGUUUUCCACAUCUUUUUCAAAUUUUGCUUACCUCUAUGUCAUUUCGCGUAAGACAAAAGAAUAACUUUACAACAUAAAGGAUAUUUUUCAAUUGUGAGUCAUAAAAUUUUUCAAUUCCAUUUUUCGUAACGCUU